Messenger RNA from Danaus chrysippus (African queen), 1056 nucleotides. The record is from the annotation of a GenBank genome assembly. Lineage: Eukaryota; Metazoa; Arthropoda; Insecta; Lepidoptera; Nymphalidae.
UUGGAUUGUAGGAUUGCUGGUACCGCAGGGGCUGUGGUUACAUGCCCUCUAGAAGUAGUGAAGACAAGACUGCAAUCCUCGAAGGGAGUCGGCAUUCCACCGACACCACCAUCGGGAGCCUCUAACUCAAAACGAGUUUGUUCUAAGAUUCCCAAACAUCAGGAGGCUAAAUGGGGCUACAGACGUACGAUGGGCGCUAUGUUCGCCUACACCAGGCAAGCAGAUCGAAUGCUGAUGUCCUACAAUUGUCAGGUGCAGCAGUACGCGAGGGCUGGCCACGCGAGGACAACCUCCAGGAUGACCCUUAUACAGUGUCUGAGGCAUAUAGUACAGAAUGAAGGCGCUCGGGCGCUUUUUAAAGGUCUUGGUCCAAAUAUAGUCGGCGUGGCGCCAUCAAGAGCUAUUUACUUCUGCACAUAUUCGCAGGCGAAAGCCAUCUUCAAUCAGCACCUGCCGCCCGACACACCAAUAGUGCAUCUAUCGGCAGCCAGUGCAGCAGGUUUUGUAUCCUGUACCAUGACUAACCCCAUCUGGUUCGUGAAGACGCGCUUGCAGCUCGAUGGGCAGUCGGUAACGGCGUGGCAGUGCAUCAAGAAAAUAUACGACAAAACGGGUGUUCGAGGUUUCUACAAGGGUAUAACAGCGUCGUACAUGGGUAUAAGUGAGACAGUGGUGCACUUCGUAUUGUAUGAAGGUGUGAAAGCCCGUCUGAUAGCGGCUCGGGCCCCCGAAGGCCUCCCUUCAGACACACGCUCACCCAGAGACUUCCUCGAGUUCAUGGCGGCGGGGGCCUUCUCGAAAACUGUAGCAUCCUGUAUAGCGUAUCCACACGAGGUGGCGAGGACUCGUCUCCGUGAGGAAGGUGACAAGUAUAGGAAGUUCUGGCAGACGCUGCAUACUGUGUGGCUUGAAGAAGGUUAUAGAGGAGUAUACAGAGGCCUCGGAACACAGUUGGUCAGACAAAUCCCGAACACAGCUAUCAUGAUGUCAACAUAUGAAGCGGUCGUGUACUUACUGACUACACACUUCAAUAGUUCCUUCUACGAGAACACUUAG